Neltuma alba is the source of this 3661-nucleotide messenger RNA. RefSeq lists its product as uncharacterized. The record is from RefSeq and is a predicted model, not a curated record. Lineage: Eukaryota; Viridiplantae; Streptophyta; Magnoliopsida; Fabales; Fabaceae. Bases 101 to 3445 code for a protein of 1114 amino acids. The transcript has 15 exons. Gene Ontology annotation, molecular function: phosphatidylinositol binding.
CCUCGGCAUCAUGGGUCGGAGAAGGAAAGACGAGGGGCGUUUGCUUAAAAAUUUGUUAUUUGUAACUGUAAUGUAAUUGUGGCGCUAUUGACUAUUGGAUAUGAGCACGCCGAACCGGGUGACGGCAAAAAACUUCGUCGAGGAUGGGAAGAAACGGAUUGUUUUUCUAGUCAUGUGCGCUGUGGGACUGUCAUAUCUCAUGUCGUUGACUAGCUCAUCAGUUUGGGUGAACUUGCCAGUUGCUACCUUUCUUGUUAUUGUUCUCCGGUAUUUAUCACUAGAUUUUGAAAUGAAGAGAAAAGCUGUAGCAUACAACAGUAGACCCUGCACAACCGCAGCUCAGUCUUCAAAGAAACCUCUUGAGUCUCCCAGAGUUAUCGCAAAGUCUGAUUGGAGAAAAAAGGUGAACUCGUCUGUUGUUGAGGAAGCAAUGGAGCACUUCACUAGACAUCUCGUUUCUGAGUGGGUGACUAACCUGUGGUACUCUCGGUUAACACCAGAUAGAGAGGGUCCUGAGGAGUUAGUGCAAAUAAUAAUUGGUGUUUUUGGAGAGAUUUCAGGACGGAUGAGGAAUAUAAACCUGAUUGAACUUUUGAUGAGUGAUCUUAUUGAUCUUGUUUGCACACACUUGGAGGUGUUUCGUGCUACUUUGGCAGAAAUUGAAAAGCAAAGCUCAUCUCCUUUAACAACUGAAUCUCGAGAUACAGAAUUGAAACUUGCAUUGGCUGCAGAGGACAAAUUGCAUCCUGCUUUAUUUUCUGCUGAAGCUGAGCACAAGGUUUUGCAGCAUUUGAUGGAAGGUCUUAUGUCGGUCACUUUCAAGCAUGAGGAUCUGCAAUGCUCUUUCAUCCGAUAUGCUGGUCGAGAACUACUUGCACAUGCAGUGAUGAGACCUGUUCUCAACUUAGCUUGUCCAAGAUUUCUUAAUGAAAGAAUUGAAUCUGUGGUAAUUAAUAAGACCAAACUUAACAAAGGAGCUAACACAGUUCAAGAGGCAUCUCACUCUAUGGAUGAUAGACUGAAGAUAUCUUCUGGUCGUUUUACUAAGCAUUCCGAUUCUUCUGUUACUGGUUUAGAGCUAGUACAGCUAGGAAAUAGUCAUUCUAGAACUGCAGAGUCAUGGGUGGAGCAUAAUGCUUUUGAUACUUUUUCUAAAGAUCCAUUGCGUGCGAUUGAUGCUCUAUUAUCACUUUUAUGGAAGUCAUUGCCGUCAAACUCCCGAAUUAGUGAUAAUCAAGGUGUUAAACAGUAUCACUCAGGAGGGCAGUGGGGUGAUAUCUUAGAUCUCCUGUCCCAGAGGAAGAGCGAAGCUCUUGCUCCAGAACAUUUUGAGAACAUGUGGACAAAAGGGAGAAAUUACAAGAACAUGGAUGGGGAGAAUCAGUCAAGUGAGCUUGUCCCACAACAUGUUGUGGGAGGAAAAUUGCCAAACAUUGAUCAUAAGAAGGCAAUAUCAGGACCUAAAGAAAAGGAAACUAAUUCUAAACUUAAUAUCUCCAAGGGUGCCGGUGCUAAUUUGGGAAGCAGUAAUCGUUACACGGUAGAAGACACUCUUUGUGCAGACCAGAGUAGAUCAACUGGCCCAUCAGUUCCAUCAUUUCAAGAUGAUGACCAAAGCCGCAUGCGUUUGCUGAUGAUUGAUUCAGGGAGCAGUACCUCUUUUACAUCUGAAGAUGACGAAACUAGCAUGAUCAGCAGUCUCAACUCCACAGGAACUAAAGUUUGGGAUGCAAGAAGAAAUAGAGAUCGGGGUUUCUCUCUCACUCACCACCCACUUGAACAUUUUGAUAGUCAUAAUACAAAGGUGAAUAAGAUACAACCGCGUUAUCAAAGACUAUCCAGAACCCGAUAUGGCUGGAAAAGGUCAAGUGGUCAAAACAUGCAGGAAGUUAAGAGAACUAGCUUUUUAUCUGGAGAUGGACAUGAUAUACUUGAGUCAUCAACAUCAAAUGCAAACUAUGAGGAUUUUAUUCAGUUUGGCGAUGAUUUGGGUAGAAUACAUAGUGGAGCAGCAGCUUCUACUGCAGCAUCCUUUAUUUCCAGAUCAGAGUCUUGCAGUUUUGCUGUUAAUCCCCUGAAAAGUUCACUUCCAGUAGAUUCCUUUUCUAAAUUGAGAUGUGAGGUCCUAGGCGCAAAUAUUGUGAAGAGUGGGUCAAGAACAUUUGCUGUCUAUUCCAUAUCUGUAACAGAUGUAAAUAAUAGGAGUUGGACAAUUAAAAGGAGGUUUCGUCAUUUUGAGGAACUACAUCGGCGCCUGAAAGAGUCUCCUGAUUAUAACCUUCAUUUGCCUCCAAAACAUUUUCUAUCAACAGGUUUAGAUGUAACUGUUGUCCAAGAGCGUUGUAAGUUGUUGGACAUUUAUUUAAAGGAGCUUAUGCAGCUUCCAAUAGUUUCAGGAUCAAUUGAAGCAUGGGACUUUCUCAGUAUUGACUCUCAGACAUACCGAUUCUCGAAUUUGCUUUCAAUUGUCAAAACAUUGUCAGUUGACAUGGAUGAUAAACCAUCUGAGAAAAGUAAAAGCACCUCCAAUUUUUCUAUACGUGACCUCUUUGCCUCCAGAAGAGAAAACACUGUUGUUAAAAGUAAUGAGGCUGUUCUUGAUAAGGAAUCUCGGGUUCAUUGGAAAAUUCUGGCAUUGAUGCAAGUGCUAGAGCAGGGAAGAGUGAAACUUCUCCUGAGAAGUUGCGAAGAACGCAAGGGAAAGAGCCUGAUGGUUCCAUUGAGGUGUCUGAUUUACUCCAUGAUACUUCUGACGCUCUUCCUACAGAGGCACACUAUCAUAUGCAUGGCUGCAAUACUGAUUCUGACUGAUUAUAAUUCUUCUAUGCAGUGGGUGCCUCCAAAUUUGAGUGUUCCCAUAUUGGAUCUGGUUGAUGUUAUCUUCCAGCUUCAAGAUGGUGGAUGGAUCAGGCGGAAAAUUUUUUGGGUGGUUAAACAGAUCCUACAACUAGGAAUGGGUGAUGCCUUUGACGAUUGGUUGCUGGACAAAAUCCAGCUGCUCCGGAAGGGGACAGUGAUUGCUUCUGGGAUCAGGCGAGUUGAACAAAUACUAUGGCCUGAUGGAAUAUUCAUAACCAAGCAUCCAACUCGAUGCCCGCCACGUUCCAGCCCAGCUCAGAAUUCACCUCACGGCCAGAAACCUAAAGAUUUAUGUUCUCAGAGCAUGGAGGAUAAGCAGAAACAAGAGGAAGAACGUCGUGCACAGUUUGUGUACGAGCUAAUGAUUGAUCAUGCACCAACAGCAAUUGUAGGUCUUGUUGGUCGCAAGGAGUAUGAACAGUGUGCUAGGAACCUCUAUUUUUUCCUUCAGUCAUCUGUUUGUUUGAAGCAGCUGGCUUUUGACCUUCUUGAAUUACUAAUGGUGACAGCAUUUCCAGAACUAGAUCAUGUAUGCAAGCAGCUGCACGAAGAAAAGCACAAGUUUGGCGAAUUCAAUCAGAAUUAGAUUAUCCAUGGGUUACAUAAAUUUUUUGACGGUACUGGCUGCCCCAUGUUUCUCUGCAACCAACCAAGUAUUUGUCUCUCUGCAUUUUUACCGCAUCAUGCAAUUUCUGGAUUCAGUACUAAAGUCUGGCUAGAUCAGCCCUCAGGCGUUAACAAAAGUCUGAAGUCCAAGUAUGUACAGAAUACCAAACAAGGAAAGAAAAAAAGAAAGUUUUCU